AUGAAACUUCUUAAAAAGCAGGAACAUUUGUGUCCAAGAAGGAAUCAGCAGAAGGCACGUUUCUAUCGACUUUCCUGUUUGACCCCCUGUCAAUCAAAGCACAGACACACAGAGCUGAUAGCUGCUGGCUCCGCCCACUCCUGUCUGUCCACUGACACAGAGCUGAUAACUGCUGGCUCUGUCCACUCAUGUCUUAUGUCCAUGACGCGCAGAGCUCCUUUAGUGAUGCGUCUCUUCGUUGUCCUCGCUCACGUUGCCAUGGUGACGGCGGUGCCCGGUUGUCUCAGUGACCGGGACAAAGACCAUCAGCUGCAGGAGAACUGUACCGCCGCCGGCUUUAGUGACGUGCCACCAGGAUUCAAACCAACAACCAAGGUUCUGCUGUUUCCCAGAAACCUAUUCUCCAGCCUGUCCUGGGUGUCCUUCCAGGUCUUCACAGAGAUCUAUGAGAUCGACUUGACUGGAAACCAGGUUCCAGAGGUGAUUCCCAGUGCAGUUCCAGUUCUGCACAGUCUCAAUGUCCUCCGUCUGGGACGGAACCGCCUCACGUCCCUCCCCAAUGGCUCCUUCACUGCCUGCCCCUCCCUCACCAAACUCUACCUGGACAAUAACGCCAUCGAGUCCCUGAGCGACCGCACGUUUGCGACCCUCAGCAAGCUAAAGAUCUUGGAUCUGUCGUCCAACCGUAUCAGGGUGCUUCCGCCCUUGUUGCUCCACCCCCUUCUUGUCAUAGAGACUUUGUACCUGGACAACAACAAGAUCGCAAUGAUGCCAGAUGAUUGGUUCGGUCAGAAGGAGGAGGUGCCAUAUCUCUACCUCUCAGCCAAUCCCUGGGCCUGCUCCUGUGACCUCACUUAUCUGAAUUAUUACAUCAAGGAAUAUGAAGAGAACGUGUACGUGAGAAAUGACUCCCUCAUCCAGAACUUGGCAGAGAGCGUGGUUUGUGAUUCUCCAAAAGAACACAGAGGAAAACCUGUAUCCAGUCUGAAUGAGUCCGACCUGUGCUUAGCGUCCAACUCGAGAGAAGACGCCAACCUGCUGACACAAACCCAGACGGAUGACGAUGGAGGUACGACUGUGCCACUUCUUCCCACCGCAGCUGUGCAUACGAGUCCUCCAGCGUCGACACAUGACAGCUCCACGACCACCGCGGUAACACACCAAGACACUGAACGUGUCGUCACAUGGUCCUUGCAGGAACUCUUCACCAGUCUCAUUGAAUGGUCCCAUCACUCAGGGUCAGAGGUCAGAGGAGAUACUGGUCCUCCUGUUGGAUCCACAGCUGAAAGCAUUGCUGAGGCCACACCAUCUCCAGGUGGUACGUCACUGCCCACAGGGACCGAUCAUGUUCCAACAUCAAGAGUCGGCCUCCUGACGAUGACCCCUGCUGCAGAGGUCGGCGUCCUGACGCCGGCCUCUGCAGCAGGGGUCACCUCCAUGUUGGCACCUUCUACAGCGGUCACAGCACCUGAUGGUGGUCGGCGACAUGUGGCGGUUGUGGGCGCCUCAGGAGCAUGCACGUUGGUGACUAUGAUUAUGUUGGUUUUCUGGAACAGGAACAUGGCGAGGAAGAGGAGAGGGAGACAAAGAGGUGAGGGAGUGAAGCUUUUGGUGUACAACCCUAGGGACAAAAAGGAGGUGCAGCAGGAGGUGACAGCAGGAGAAGCGGUGAUGCUGUACCGCUCUGUACUCUUUGUCCAUAGGGAGGGGGAAGGAAGAGGAGGAGAACAAUAUCAUAUAAGCUUGGAGCCAGCAGGAGAAGGAGAAAAAGGGAGGGACGAGAAGCGAGUGUACAAGAAGACAAUAUACAGAGUGUUAAACCAACAGGAGGAGGUGAUGGAGGAGUGUCCCCUCGCUGCAGGAGGAGGAGCUACUUCUAGGAGGUGCUACAGUGUUAUUUUGAGGGAGGAGAGAGAGGAGGCAGGGGAGCAGAGGGAGGCACUGGAUUGGGUGGUUGGGGGUUGGGAAGUGACAGGAGGCAGGAGGAGGUGGGAGGAGGGAGAGCUGAGGAGCAGCUGGGGGGAGUGGUUUGCUCACUACUUACCCAGCAUGCCCUGGACUGUGACCGCUCCUUCUGAGCGUGGAGCUGCAAAGUGA
Messenger RNA from Thalassophryne amazonica, 2097 nucleotides. Its product is annotated as platelet glycoprotein Ib alpha chain. Gene Ontology annotation, molecular function: protein binding. Gene Ontology annotation, cellular component: plasma membrane. Lineage: Eukaryota; Metazoa; Chordata; Actinopteri; Batrachoidiformes; Batrachoididae. The record is from RefSeq and is a predicted model, not a curated record. The transcript is spliced from 7 exons. Bases 1 to 2097 code for a protein of 698 amino acids.